CCGCCCCGCCUCGCCUACCCUGAGUCCCCGCUCCGCCGCGCAGCCCCUCUGAGACCCGGCCUCCUCCCUCCGGGCCUUGUCCCCCUACUUGGAGCCUGCGCGUUAUUGUCGGCGUCUCCAUGGUGACGAAGAUUGACCGUGACGCUGCGGCACGCAAUACGCGUUGCGUAGCGACGCUCGCCGAACGGCGCGCUCUGAUUGGCCGGAUUUGAAUCACAGCAGCGCGGGGGCCGAUGGGAGCGGAGGGAAAGUUCAAAUCGAAUGAUCACUAGGUGAGCGAGAGACCGACCCUCCUGCCAGCACCGCCCGGCCACCGUCCCGGGACCCGAGAGCGCGGCCAGGGCCCAGCACCAUGAAGGCGGCUAGAACUAAAACUCCUAGAAAACCAGUGCUAAAGAAGUCAUCCAACACAAGUCUGAAAGAUCCAGUUGGGGUGUACUGCAGGGUGCGUCCCCUAAGUGUUCAGGAUCAGGAGUGUUGCAUAGAAGUGAUCAGUGAAACAACAGUUCAGAUUCAUCCUCCUGAUGGAUACAGAAUAUUCCGGAAUGGGGAAUACAGGGAGAUGCAGUAUACGUUUAAGGAAGUAUUUGGAACUCUUGUCACUCAGAAAGCACUCUUUGAUGUGGUGGCUCGACCUCUCGUAGAAGAUCUCAUUCGUGGGAAAAAUGGUCUCCUUUUCACAUAUGGUGUGACAGGUAGUGGGAAAACGCACACAAUGACAGGUUCUCCUGGUGAUGGAGGACUUCUUCCCCGGUGCUUAGACAUGAUCUUCAACAGCAUAGGACCAUUUCAGGCCAAGCGAUUUGUUUUUAAAGUUGAUGACAAGAACGGUGUGGAUGUGCAGUGUGAAGUUGAUGCUUUAUUAGAGCGUCAAAAAAGAGAUGCCAUGCCAAUUCCAAAGACUCUGUCUGGCAAACGACAAAUAGAUCCAGAAUUUGCUGAUAUGAUCAGUGUACGAGAUCAUUGCAAAGUGGAAGAGGUUGAAGAAGACAAUGUCUACAGUGUGUUUGUCUCAUAUAUUGAAAUCUACAAUAACUACAUAUAUGACCUGUUGGAGGAAAUUCCCUUCGAUCCAAUAAAACCAAAGUGGAACAGUUGCAACACUCCUGUGCGGAAUGGUGAUUUUAUACCUCCACAAUCCAAAGUACUCCGUGAGGACCAGAAUCACAACAUGUAUGUUAUAGGGUGCACCGAAGUAGAGGUCAAAUCUACUGAAGAAGCUUUUGAAGUGUUUUGGAGAGGUCAAAAGAAGAGACGGAUUGCUAACACUCAGCUGAAUCGCGAAUCUAGUCGUUCUCACAGUGUGUUUAUGAUUAAGUUGGUUCAGGCGCCACUGGAUGCAGAUGGAGAUAAUGUCCUGCAGGAGAGAGAACAAAUAACUUUAAGCCAGCUGUCCUUGGUUGAUUUAGCUGGAAGUGAAAGAACGAACAGGACAAAAGCUGAAGGAAACAGACUACGGGAAGCAGGUAACAUUAACCAGUCACUUAUGACAUUAAGAACAUGUAUUGAAGUUCUACGGGAGAACCAAAUUUAUGGAACCAACAAGAUGGUCCCUUAUCGAGACUCCAAAUUAACCCACCUGUUCAAGAACUACUUUGAUGGAGAAGGAAAAGUGCGUAUGAUCGUGUGCGUUAACCCCAAGGCCGAGGACUAUGAGGAGAGCUUGCAAGUCAUGCGAUUUGCAGAAAUGACGCAAGAAGUUGAAGUUGCGAGACCUGUUGAUAAACCACUUUUUGGCUUAACCCCCGGACGCCGAUUUAGAAACCAGGCCUUUAAGGAUGAACUCUCACGAAAACUUGAGAUUCGAGGUGGCCCAAUCAGCGGAGAAACAGAAGAACAAUCUGUUGCAGAAAUGCUUCUGCAGAACUUCCCUCCGUUACCAUCAUGUGAACUAUUGGAUGUGAAUGAUGACCAAACACUUCCUAGGCUGAUUGAAGUCCUUGAGAAACGCCACAAAAUGCGGCAGAUGCUGUCAGAGGAGUUUACCAAAAAUGUGCUCGCAUUUAAAACUAUGCUGCAAGAAUUUGAUAGCAGCAUUGUUUCCAAGGAAAACUACGCCCAAGGAAAACUCACGGAAAAGGAGAAAAUGAUAGCAGGACAGAAAAUGGAGAUUGAACGACUGGAAAAGAAAACUAAAACAUUAGAGUACAAGAUUGAGAUUUUAGAGAAAACGACCACAAUUUAUGAAGAAGACAAACGUAAUUUGCAGCAAGAGCUAGAAAACAAGAGUCAGAAAUUGCAGCGGCAGGCUUCUGAUAAGCGUCGAUUGGAAGCACGGUUGCAAGGCAUGGUGACAGAGACAACAAUGAAAUGGGAGAAGGAAUGUGAACGCCGUGUGGCAGCAAAACAGCUGGAGAUGCAGAACAAGCUGUGGGUCAAAGAUGAGAAACUGAAGCAACUGAAAGCUAUUGUUACUGAACCAAAGAAUGAAAAACCAGAGAGGCCUUCACGGGAGAAGGACCGGGAGAAAGCUUUUCAGAGAUCCGUGUCCCCGCCGCCAGCACCAUUUUCUAGUAACUAUGUUACUCAAGUCCCUAACAGCCAACCUCUCAUGAGCCAGCCACAGCUGCAUAGACGCUCUAACUCUUGUAGCAGCAUUUCUGUGGCAUCCUGUAUUUCGGAGUGGGAGCAGAAAAUUCCUCCAUACAGCAAGCAUACCAUUGGCACACCUAAGGCAAGGAGUAGACAACAGGAACCAGAGCAAAAUAGAAACUGUAAUGUGUCAGACAGAAGGCGAGGGAUGCACUGGACUGGAGUCAUUGAGGUCCCCAGCCGUAGAGAUGAGAUAGAACUAGAAGAGGACCAAUGCUGCAGGACUGCACCUCCAGUUCGUCUCAGACACAGACGAUCACGUUCAGCGGGGGAGAGAUGGGUAGAUCAUAAGCCACCUUCUAAUGUGCCCACUGAAACAGUCAUGCAGCCCCAUGUCCCCCAUGCCAUCACAGUAGCAGCUGCAAACGAAAAGGCACUAGCUAAGUGUGACAAGUACAUGCUGACGCACCAGGAACUAGCUUCUGAUGGGGAGAUUGAAACUAAACUGAUUAAGGGUGAUGUUUACAGAACCAGAGGUGGUGGACAGGCAGUCCAGUUCACGGAUGUAGAGACUCUAAAACAAGAAUCACCAACUGGUCGAAAGCGAAGAUCAUCACCUUCAAGUCCUACUCCACCAGAAGACGCUGCGGAAUCUGAAUGGACAGAUGUAGAAACCAGAUGUUCAGUAGCUGUGGAGAUGAGGGCAGGAUCCAAUCUAGGACCCGGAUAUCAGCAUCAUGCUCAGCCCAAGCGCAGAAAACCAUGAGCUGGAAUUCACUGUUGUACUGGAAUACUGUUCACAAAAUGGGGAUUUUAAUAGUUCUUCAGAAUUUGCUGCCAGUGAAGUCUUGGUAAAUUUAGUGCUAUGCUAACGCUGCAGACUUGCAUUUUAUAACAGCCUGUGCUGGACAGCAAGCAGCUAAGGGAAAGUUGUUUUUUUUCACAAUUCUGAGGAAAUGCAUGUAUCCAACGUAUUUGUUUUUUGCCCUGAUGUGUAUUAUGGAUAACUCUGAAGAGAGCCUUCUGUUUUGUGUGUGUGUGAGCCUCUUGAUAUUCUAUAUCUUUUGUAGACUGAAUCAUGCAAGGCCUUUGUUUUGUGUUUUUGCCAGGUUUUCUUUUUACAGUGUAAAACUUUUUCAAGUUUGGUCACAAUCCUUUGUAUGGUUGUUUUUAAAAAAGAAGAAAAAAUACACAAUUGCUGCUAUUUAUUUAGCUGCAGUAAUGCACUUUAGAAAUAUUUCUAUGUCCAUUCAGGUUUUUAUUAUACUUAGCAACAAUUAUUAAUAUGAACUACCCAUCAGAACAAUUAUCCAAUAAGAGAUGGGACUUAAUUGUUGGACUGACAGUGUUGUACAUAUAUACAAUCCUCUUCUGAAACUCAUUUCAGUCUUUGAGACAGCCUAAUGACAAAAAGCAGGAAUCUUGAAACAGUGCAUAAUGGUGAAUUGGUGUCAUACCUAUUCAGUUCUGUGCAAUGAGUAACUGUUAUGUGAUGCUGAUUACAUCAGCAGAUGUGGGGGUGAAGGUAAUAUGCUCACUUGUUAGGUGACAAUUCUAUUACGCAUGGAUCUGCAAAUGUGUUAAAAUAAAUACUUUUAUUCAAUGGCUCUUA
Molecule: messenger RNA, 4144 nt
Organism: Gopherus evgoodei (Goodes thornscrub tortoise)
Lineage: Eukaryota; Metazoa; Chordata; Testudines; Testudinidae
Gene: KIF23
Product: kinesin family member 23
Exons: 24
Coding region: 353-3298 (981 amino acids)
Biological process (GO): microtubule-based movement
Cellular component (GO): nucleus; microtubule; kinesin complex
Molecular function (GO): microtubule motor activity; ATP hydrolysis activity; microtubule binding
Source: RefSeq, a predicted model, not a curated record